Petromyzon marinus (sea lamprey) is the source of this 10852-nucleotide messenger RNA. NCBI's taxonomy places the organism in Eukaryota, Metazoa, Chordata, Hyperoartia, Petromyzontiformes, Petromyzontidae. The record is from RefSeq and is a predicted model, not a curated record.
UCGGUGGAAGCACAGGCAGGAGGAGCUCCCUUGCGCUACACGUUCUGCGAAUGCUACCGUGCUGGAAUGGUCAGCACACUGGACUUGCAACCCAAAGGUCACUGGUUUCAUCUCCUGGCGUGGCAGUGGAAACAAAGAGCAGGUUCUUUUUUUCCCCUGCCUCUGCGCGUCUACCGGUAUAAAUUGCUACACCACAAUUCAUCGGCAGGUCGCUUGUGGUCGGUUUAAUCGUGGGAAUUUCCACCUCUUCCCAAGACCUCUGGCCAGCGUGGAAUGUUAGGCCAAAAUACCAUCGAGUCCCCUCUAGUUGAAGCCCUUCUGCUAGCAGUGGCCUGAGCAACCACUCCAGAGCUGAACCUGUACUAUUAUCACCGUGACCACAAUUGCAUUGUAUUGCUACACGUACAAGAAAUAAACUCAAUAGUGAAAGAAAGCGGUGAAAUUAAAAAAAGGGGGGUGGAGUGGUGGCGGAGUGGUUAGCACACUCCCCUUGGAAACUGGUGAUCCAACCCGCACUGACCAUCACAGUAAAACAACAAAGCAACCACCAUGACUGACAUGGGGUGUAGCAAGGCCACAGCAGGGGAUUAACAAAGGGCUGUAUUUUGUGUAUUAGUAUUGCUUCAUGUAAGUAAGAUGGAUCAUAUCGUAAAGCAGCGAAUGUGGCUAUUUUAUUAUAGCUGUAAUGGGAGUUGUGUUUUCAUUGUUUUUGACAAAGGGCUGUAUUUUAUGUAUUGCUUUAUUCUAAGUAAGAUGGAUCACAUUGUAUAGCAGCGUAUGUGGCUCUUCACUUCUAUCUGUAAUGGGAGUUGUGCUUUCAUUUUAAGUGGAUAAAAACAAUGUAACUUAAGCCAAACACUUCGGCGCUAAACAUUCAAAACAUUGCUCUUGUGAGGGGCAGCGAUAGGGCUUACUCCAGAUUUCCAUGACAACAGUUGCUCAUUGAACCCUUGCUAAGGUGGAGUAUUAUUUUUGAAUACAUACCACAUUGCACGAGUCUUCCUCUCAGCAAGAAAAAAAGCUGUGCUUCUUUACUGAGUAGUUUUAAAAUGAGAUUUAAAUAAAGUCUACUUUUUAUCCCAGUGCUAUGCCCUUGCUAAGCCUAGAUGACAAACAAAUCAUGUUUUUUGGUGUUUUGUCAUUCUGAAGAAGGUCGAUUGCAAUGUAUGCCCCUUGCUAGAGCCUCAAGGGGUAAAGUUGUGUUUUCAUAAACUCUGUUUUACACUAACCAGGCACGUGCUCAACGUUGAGCUAUUGUGUGGAUUAAUUUACGGCAAGAUAUGGCUCAGUUACUCAGUGACAGGAAGGAGUUGUACUUUAGAGGUCUGUUUGUCGGGCAGUGCGGCACAAUUUGUUCAGUCGAAGAAGUGAGCAUGACACAAGCCAGACGUGUGGGAUUGUUUGAAAACUUUUGGUACAUGGACCGCAAGUGUACCUUGUUUUAUCAACUUUUAAAGAAGUGCAUACAUACAGUACUGUGUUAAAGAGGUAUGUACACUGUUUUAAUUAUAUUAUUUUGUAUGACAAUAUGCCCUCUCAUUGCUAGGUUUGCUAGCAAUGAGAGGGGCUUCAAGAGAUAAUAUGAGUACAAUAUUUAUUGUUUUCAUUACCUCUGUAAACAGCAAAGCAUGGCAGAUUGAUUUUAAUAAAGAUUAAUGCAUAACACUAGCUGUAAUAGACUGUUCUAAUUGUAAUUCCUGAAGGAUGAACACAUCAAGUUUACUGGGUUUUAAAUACAAAUCAAGUAAAGUUUUAUUUUAUUAUACUGUUUACAUUUUUAACACUAGAUGGUCAUAUUUUAGUAAUAGAGUUUUCUUUAAUUAGAAAAUAUACAGAUUCCUAUACUGUCUUAAAGUAUACGAAACAACACAUUUUUGCUUUGUUGAUAAUGUAGCAGUGAUUUUUAAUACCAAAUUUUGAAAGUAAAGCAGACUUUUAUAUUGUCGUAUAAUCGCUGUACCAAUGUAUUAACUAAAAAUAUGUCCUCGUAAUUUUAACUUUGUAAGAAUGGUGUACUGCUCUACAUUAGUAUUAACAGUGCGUCAGUGAUAACUGCAGAAUUUGUUUCAGGCCUCAUUUCAAUGCUGUACAAUCAGUUUGCGCAUUUUACUUCAGGUUAUAAAGAAGUGCAACAGUAAAGUGUUGGCAAAGAAGAUUCCUUUUUUGUUCUGGGAGUUUUCACAAUGUAAUACUCAUUCCUUUGUUUAUAAUGGGGAUUAUCUGAAAUUAAUCAACGCGUGAAAGCAGUCUUAAAUAUUAGAAGCGUGCAAGUUAGCACACGCAAAUCCAGCACAAGUCAAAGAUGGAUUUACCACCUGACAAAGUAAACCAAUCGUUCUAUGGAACAGGCCGCAAAGCCUCCCGUUUGGGUCAACUGCGUCUUCCUAGAAAGUUGUCACCUGAGAAGUUUGCGCCCGUGAAAGACAAGGCAGAUGAAGGUGCAGGGGAAAAACUAUUUGACUUCCGCGCAAGUGUCCUUGUGUCAAAAGACGUAGAAUAUGCACGUGCGACGCAGGUCACAAAGGCUGAUAUGUAUAGUGGUCUGAAAUAUGAACGAGAAUCAAAACUGGAGAACAAAUAUUUAAACCCAUCUAUGGACGUGAAGCUCAGCCAACAAAGUGAUGCCGGUUUGUCUUCGUUAGCACAAAUCAAAACUGAAUCAUACAGCAUUUACAAGAGUCCUCCACACAAGGAUAAAAGUGGAAACGCUGGCCAGAGCGGACUGCAGCAGAUACAACUGAAUACGACUUUGCAAAGAGAAGCUGAUGAUGAACAAUCCGAUAUUGAAUGUGCACAGACACACGAAGAUGAUAAAAACAACAGGAGUGAAUUUUUACAAUCAAAACGUAUUGCACAUACCUCAAUGGAAAACAGUGCAAGUUUAAAGAUUAGAGACCGUGGCAGAGACACAGACGUUUACAGGAAUUUCGAUAAACAAUUUAAUCGGAAAGAUGCCUCAUUCUUGCCAAAAACAUUUUAUUCAUCGUCUCUUGAUGAGCACACGGAGAUGAUGACAGGCCAUACCCCUAGCAUCCGAACGACCGUAGAGAUGGAAAAUAGUGUGGCGUCGCCAUUAAAAAAUGAGGAUGGAGGCCUUUUUUUAAGACACAACUUUGCACAAAAAAAGACCGAUCAGCCUUUCAGCGCUUCGGUUGACCACAGGCCAGUGAUGGAGCACCGAGUCGUCACAAACGACUUGCCAACGUCAAAGGUUGACGCGUUACCGUCACGCGACAGCUUGCAGGAAUCUGAUUUAGAUGACGGCGGUCAACAUUUUGAAAGCAUGUUUGAUCUUGGUCGUGUUCAGAAGAAACGAAACCGCACAUAUGAAAGUAAAACCAUUCAUUUUAAGGCUUCAUAUUCAAACGAUGAUUCUCCGAAACGGGAUUUACAUGACAGAAAUGAAGAGUUGACAUACGCCGGUGAUCUCUCAGCUGAAAAGCAAACGUGCAUACAGAGCUACCCAAUGUCACUGCCAAAGAGUGAGAACUCUCCAGACACUGAUGUGGAUAACAGUAAUGCAGGAUUGGGUAAUAAUGGUGAUCAAUCAGUUGCUUCAAAGAGCCAAACCUACACACCCAAGUGCCCGAGUGCACACUCCGAGUUAAGCCCUCCAGAAGAGAGAUGUUCAGACUCUGAUUUAGAUGAGAGUAAUAAACAGUCGAGUAACAAGGGCGAUGAUCCAGUUGUUUUACAAAGCCAGCAAUGCACACUCAGUUACCGUAAAGAAAUUUCUGGGUUAUUUCCUUUACAUGGGAGCUGUGCAGACUCUGAUUUAGAUGACAGUAAUGGAGGGUUGUGUAGCAAUGUUGAUUAUAAAGCCCCUUUGGAGAACUUUGCCAAAGCGCAUGACUUUCCAAACCCAAACUCUAUGUUAUUACUUAAAAAUGAUAAGUUUCCAGGUAUUAUUUUAGAUGGCGGUCAUGAACACUUGCACGUCAAGUGUGGUCACACAUCAUUGCAUAACAACUUAAGACAUGAUGUAAAAAAUUUAAAUCAUAAGCUGCUACAUUCAGAUGAUGACUUUGAAUAUUCUGAAGCUUAUAACAGUCAAAAUUAUGAGCAGCUGCAUAACAUUAAUGAUCAUACGUGCCUCUUAGAUAAGUCGAUGUGUACAAGGCAUUUUGAAAAAAUAAUUUCUGCAUCAACUCACAUAAGUGAGGGCUCUUCAUGUUCUGAUUUAGAUAGCAACAACAAGAACUUGAAUAAGGCUAUCCGUAAACAACAAACAGAGAAUCAGAUUGACACUCAAGGGUCGCCAAGUAGAUCAUACACACCGCCAGGUUCAUAUUCAGUUGAUCACCCACAUGGACUGUGUAAGGGUAGUGGCGAGUUAAUUAACACGAUUGAUCAGACACUUGAUCUGGAAAAGAAAAAAGAAUUUCUAUUAAUUACCCCCAAUGCAGGAUAUUCAUUUGACAAUACGUCACAUAAUUUGGAUGAUGACAAUGAAUCACUUAGUAUCACAGACUCAGAAUGUUUGGAUAGACCAGGAAUUCAGGAUGAUGGUCCCAUUUUUAAAACAGUGAUUUCUGACAGGCACUCAGAUGAAUCACCUGAAGGGACAGAAUAUUCUAGAGAUUCUAAAGUGAAUUUGCCACCACGGAGAAAACGGACACAAUCUCCAAGCACCAGACUUAUGGAAAGUGAGAGAAAACAUUCAUCUCGUGCUGAGCAUUCGCAUGCAACGAAGAAUGAACUCUCAAUUUCUACGCCAGAUGAUUGUGCCUCUUGUCGAUGUAAGAACUACACAUUGAAAGCAUUACAUAAAUUGAUCGCAGGAAACCUCGAAUCAGACGAAUCUGGGAAUGAGUUAACCUGUUUAGAAUUUUCCAAUGGCCAAGAAAUUGCAAAUGAGACCGAGCUCAAUGGUGAGGAUGCGCAUUCAAAGACAGCAUCAACAGGUGAGAAAGAGUGGUGUUCAAAAAGCAACAGACAUAUAAAAAGCUGAAUUCAACUCAAGUGGAUUCAUUGCAUAUGGUUGAGAGAGUGUCUCAUACAGAGCUGAUGUUGAGACUGACGGCGGCAUGGAAAAACUCCGGAGAGCUGCACGAGGCGUGCCAAGAGAGACUGCGGGACAAUCUGCGCCUGAUGGAGAGUGAGCCCGCUGAGCUGACGGCACUCUUCCACGAGUUGUCAGUGCGUCUCCUCUCCAUCCACAGCGACUCAGACUCCAUAGCCAUCACGUUCAACACAGCAGAGGAACUCGGGAAAUUCACAAAUUACUACUCCCUGGGGCUCGUGAGUGAGUGCCUGAAAAUUGCUCUGCUGAGCGACGCUGUCUGGCUCAUGGAUCCCUGUGAAGACCAAGUCACGGUACAAAUUGACAUGAACGAUGAGAGCAUGAGGAAGAUGCACCUCAGCCUUCUCCUUCAGGAAGGUAGGUUUCACGUGCGUGCUUGGAAGUCGUCCGCGAAGGCGUCGGGGGAGGAGUUGGCGUUGGCGGAGGGAGAGGUGCUCCUGGUGGAGCGAGCGCAGGGCACGGGGGCGUGGUGGACAGGGCGAGCCGUCUCCUCCACCAAGCAGGGCCUCAUCCCGAGGUCGGCGGUGGAGCCACUGCAGCACUUUCACCAGUGGUUCUUGAAAAGUAAUUCAAUCUCAGACUGUCUCAAGCACAAGUCAUCAUUGUCAGAAAAUGGCAAAAUUGGGAUGGGGUCAUGUGUGGCAACCACAGACUACAAGGCGGAGUGUGGAGAUGAAUUGAGCUUUAAGCAGGGCGAUCACAUUGAGGUGGAGGGCCUGUUCAUCCCGGGCUUGCAUUGGUUCAUGGGAAAGGUCACUUCUACAGAGCGAGUGGGCUUUGUUCGGAUGAGCUGUAUACGACCCGACCAAAUCACAGACACGUCAGUACUGAAAGGUGCAUUUCUUCACAGAUCUGAGAGGUUUCAUCGCAGUGGCCUGGAUGAGUGCACAGCGCGGCAUUGUUACGAAUUCCUGUCACGGUUGACCGGAACUGACAUCAGCACAGUCUACAGGAUAUAUCGAGAAUCUCAUUCUGAUGUAGAAACAGACCUCAACAAACCAGAUCCUGUUGUCAAAAGCAUGAGAUCUUGCAGUCAAGAUACAAAGGAAUCAUUUGAAUUCGAAACAAUCCUCAAGCUUGGUCUCAAUGACCACGUUUUGGAGAAUACUUUUCCCCACGAGAAAUUCAAAGAUGCAAAUGUGGCAGAGGAGCCUCAACUUUGGUUCUCAGUGGAACUUACAAAAUGCGGUGACGAUUCAGACAACGAAAACUGGUCGACAAACAGUGAGAGCCUAAUCCAAUUCCUGCUGUUUCUAAAUACGCCCGAGUACAGGAGAGAGUUUGCAGUGCUCUACAGGGAAGACAGCCCUUUCCUUUACUCGCUGUUGAGAGGCCACACCGAUGACACGGAGUUGGUACGCUUUCUUGAGCUUGCCCGUGAGAUGGCCAAGAAGGGAGGCAUGCAGUGGGCUCAGAGCCGAGCCUGUUUCCUCUUGGGCCGAGCUUGCUCCAGGCAAGGGAAGUUCUCCCAAGCCCGCGUUUACUACGAGGAGUCACUUAGCAUGACAGAUGGAGAUUUCCCGGAUAUGUUUCUCAUGGCUGCACUCUACACAAACCUGACCUCAAUGUACCUCAAAGUGAUGAACAAAGAAAAGGCGACAGCGAUGAUGGAAAAGACGGCAAUUCUCCUGGUAUGCCUCCCAGGAAAAUGCACUGGGUCAUCUUCAGCGCAGGACAUCCUUAAACACCUUCUCAGCAAAGUGAUCUUUCAGAAUGACUUGCGCUUGGAAGGAAGGAUCUGUUUUCUCAUCGCCGAAUCUUUGCUCAACCUGAAUAGAGCUGACGAGGCACUGCCUUACAUAGAACGACUUCAAGAUCUUACAAAUCAUUUCCAGCAGUUGAGCAAUAAACACACCUCAUCCUAUUACUUUCUCCUCAACCGUUUGUACGCCACAAGCUUCCUGAGGCUAUCUUUUGGCAGCAUGAUGCGUGCCUGCGACUGUGACCAGAUGACAAUCACUGAGUGCAUCAGAUGUGUGGAACUCAUUGUGAAAAGCGAGGGAACGAUAAAGAACAGACAGGCGCGUCGCACCACAAUGUCACCGCUGUGCGCGCCGUUCCUUUACAAGGCUCUGCAAAAGCCCCUUGAGGAAGAACACAAAUAUCUUCACAAUUCCGUUCACAAUUACGCCCAUCUCAGUCUCGCUGAACUCUACCUGCAACAGCACCAAGUUAACGACGCCGUGUGUCACCUCAACAAAGUCAAUGCGGUCAGAGUGGUCUCUUCAGCAGGAGAAGCAGCAGCGGCAUUCUUGCUCAAGCUCGCCUGGAUGUACAUCAGGGUUGACUGUCUCCCCGUUGCUACACAAAUCCUCGAAAAUCCAGAACUUGGCUCCCAUUCCGCUGGCGUCAUACACAAUCUCCUGGGCAUAGUGCAUGCAAGACAUCACAACAUACCUAAGGCUGCAACACAUUUCCAAAGUGCCUUAGCGUUGGCUGAGAGUUGUGGUGAAGAAACAAAUGUGGCCAUCUGCUAUGGAAACUUGGGAUUCCUUGCAGUCAACGCCAAGGCUCAUCUCUUUGCUGAAAUUUGCUUUUUAAAGGCUGUACACAAAUACUUCGCAGCAAGUAACCGUGACCAUGAGGAGUGGUUUAAUCACGUUCUUGUCAAACUGGGACAAAAUUUCUACACUCGAGGAAAUCCCAGUGAAGGAUUACAGUGUUACGAAAUUGCACUUCUCAUCGCGUUGAAAGAAAAUGAUGUCAGAGGUCAGAUGCAUGUGACUGCACUCCUUUGCCAGCAUUAUUCAUCCCAAAAGAAUGACCUGCAAUGCAUCAUCUAUUAUGAACAUCAGCUCAACUUGGCUCGCAGUUCUCGUGACAAGCGGCUGGAGGGUGACAUGCUCCAAAUCCUGAGUCAGAUAUACCACGGAUUGGGAAAAUACAGGGAUUACAGAAAGGCUGUGAAGUACGUGAAACGCAGCCUGGCCAUUUUCAUUGACCUUCGGGAAAUGGAAAGGACAGCUGAGGCAUGGCUCCUAGCAGGGACCAUCUACAGCAAACUUGGCCAGAAUGAGAUUGUGGACCUGCAUCUACAGAUGGCAGUGGAGGUUGCCCUAACCCUGGGACAAGUUGAGUGUGCCCUGCAUGUCUAUGAAGCGGCUGGAGAUGUGUUCUUCAACAGCAAAAGGGAACCAGAAAAAGCCAUUGUUUUCUACGAGGACCACGCUCUGCCACUUGCCAGACACCUCGGAGACAAGCGGAGAGAGUUAAGGCUUUGCCACAAGCUGUCAGAGCUGCAUUGCCAGCUGGGAAAUCCUCAUCAAGUCACGAUGCAUAGCACCGACGCUCUGCAGUUAAGCGUGCAGCUUGGGGACGGCCUGAGCGAGAAGGUGACGUACCAUCGGCUGGGCUUGGCGUGCGUUCAACAGGCCCGCUUCCAGCUGGCCGAGCACCACUUCCUACGUGCGCUGUCGCUGUCCACCUCGUGCCGGCUCUCUCACGACGAGCUCUACUACUGCAUGCACGGCUGCCUAAGGCUCGGAGACUUGGCCUCCGACAAGCUCAGGACCACCGAAGACGCCCUUGCCUAUUACAACAUGGCCCUGUUGGCAGCGCUGGAGCUGGGCAACAAGCAGCUGCAGCUGAGGCUGUACGAGCGCCUGGCAUCCGUCUACCACAAUCAGGUGUUGGACCGGGUGCGCUCACUGCAUCUGUACCAGCAGGCGCGAGCCCUGGCCAACGAGCUCAACGUCAAGCGCAUCAAUCUGAGCCGGAAGCCAACAACGUCCAUGCCAUCGAAGCAACGCUUCUAGAGCCAUCACAGGUCAUGAUACACUGGGGUAAAAGAGUAAAGGUGCAGCGCAGCAAUGGCUUGCUCAUGAUGCUGCUGGCAGAAGGGGCUUCACUAGAGGGAAGUCUAGAAAGCCCUGCAAGAGGGUAUUUGGUCUACUCUUCCAUGCUGGCCAGACGUCUUGGAAGAGGUGGGAGUACCCGCACCUCCGAUUAGCCCCCGCACUUUCGCUUAACGUACAUAUCUACCCACACUAUACCCAACCACACACAAUCUGCCGAUCAAAUGUAGGGGAUCCAUUUAUUAUUUUUGUUGGACAGAGGCAGGGGGAUCAAACCGACAACCUCCGUAGUUUAAGUCCAGUGCGCUAACACAACUUUGGUAAAGUUACCAAAUUUCUGUGAAGCUCAGCCGGAAAACACGGGGAGCUUGGUCAGCUCCGCCCGUGUCUACAUAGCCACGCCCACUCGAGCGCCAUGAACUCCGCCCAGUGAGAGGGCCUCCUCGUGCUUUUGACAUUGGCCCUGCCAACUGUUACAUUGGCCCCAUUUACUACCUCUUAUCAACCCCACCCACUGCUCAUGUAGCCCCACCCUAUGCUUCCCGUAUCGUAAGUCGAACAUUUGACCAGAAAUAUUUCGACCGGGAGAAGAAAAAAAAAUCUAUAUUUUUGCAAAAGCUUUGGGAUACUUGAAAAGUAUUUCUUAAGCUGGGACCGUCUUGGCCAGACAAGGACGUUUCGGUAGUUUUUUACUGGAGACGUUCUUAGGUAAUUUUUGCCAAAAUUCGGCCCCAGCAAUGGUUACCACACAAUUUUAUUUGGUGAAAAUAUUAAGUUGCCAAAUUUGCUGCCCUCGGUGGAAAACUCGGAUUCACAUGGUCACUCAAAGGUGCAGUCAGAAAACACAGCUCUCACGAAACCGUAUUGUUUGGCUAACAGAACUCUGUUACUGUGCGAUUGCCUAAUCAGUAGGUAAUAGCUGCCCUUAUGCUUUGCAAGGGAAGAUUGCCAUGAAGGAUUGCCAAUACGUCGCCCGAGUGUAUCAUGGCCUUCAGGAUCAGUCACAAGGUUGUUGUUUUUAGACAAGAUGGGACAGUUGCCAUCAGACAACUGAAAGUGUGGGCCAGUGUUCUUCACAAUGUCGUUACUGUGUUUAAUAUAUUUUACAAGUCAUUUCACAUUCAAUUAAUCUCAUGUAAAGUUUAUGCAUUGAUUUAUGGUUGAAAAGAGUGAUAUUAGUAGAUAAUUAAAAUAUACAUGAUUAAAAAUGUAAUGUCAAAAUACGCAAAUACGAAAAAUUUUCAUUUUACAUAUUUGUACCGUUUUUUACUGUUUGCCUAUUGCACUGUGUAUAUAUUUCAAAUACUAAGAUAUUGUGGAAAAGAAACAUUUACGUCAAACAUGAUUUAUCAGGCAGAAUAAACAAAGAAUGUAUUUAUAUAUCUGCUGCUAUAUUUACACAAGCCAUUAUGAAAAUUGAAAUAUUAAGAUUGAUUUUUAUUCAAGCUACUGGCUAUUAGUAAGCAAAGCAAUUUAAAAGGUAUAUUUAUGCCAUUAAGUAUUGCACUGAUGUAUUCGAUGUAUGAUGAUUGUUAAUCAUGGUUUCUCGUGAGUCGCAUGAGAAGUUGAACUCUAUUUUAAUCGUGACAAUUAGCUUGCAAACAACUUGCUAUAUAACUGAGAUAUGUUUGUCAUCAGUACGACACUGUUCAUUGUUAACAUCGCUGUGUAUAUAACGUGACACUUAACAUGCGAUUGUCAAUUCAAAUAUGGCAGAACAAUGUAAAUGUGUACAUUUUCUCUUUGUGUGAUCAUUUGAAGCAUCCGAAUCACAACUCUUAUUUUUAUCGGGAUAGAUUUGUGGUGAUAAAAUAUUCACUUUAUGAAACACAUAGUAAAACAUAUGAAAAAACGAUAUAUUUUUUAUCGUUUUAACAAACAGCUAUGUUCUUGCUCCCGUGUAAUGGUAGCCAGCGUGAACGUCAUGCCGUCUAAUUCCUGUGCAGGAAACAUAAAACAAAAUUACAAUAUUAUAAAACAUUCCAUUCUUGCCAUAUAAAUCAAUAAAGCAAUGCCUCAGCAGCAUAUGUGUGUA